CAUAUUUCCGGUGGUGGUACAGGUUUACGAACCGCGACCGUAAUAGGGAGCUACAGUGUCACGACCGCCAACCUUUGACCUCAGUUAGGGUUGCGUUCUCGUGAACAAAGGCCAAGUCUAUAUAGCGCCCCCUGCCUCAGCAAUUUAUCUGUGUCUAGGUGCCAACGAGCAACUUUAUGCUAAACAAGCUCAUUGUUACUACCUCUUGGUAUUAGCAGCGUACGGCUCCAUAGCUCAGGGGUUAGAGCACUGGUCUUGUAAACCAGGGGUCGCGAGUUCAAAUCUCGCUGGGGCCUGAACUUAUUUUAUUGGGACAGUGGUGACCUUGGUGGUUGAGGACGCCUAUUUAGGGUCCGGAAGGUUUCAACGUUCGAGUCCUGAAACCUGUGCCAUGAUAAAGGUACUUUUAACAUGGCACUGAACCCGCGUACUGCCACCUGCUGAAUCUGGUGAUGCGAUAAAAUACUGAGGUCACAUGGUUGUGUGCUCACUUUCCUGGAAGUUAGAAGUAAAACUACGUGUUUGGGGCAGGUGGUAGCCCACUGCGAAAAAAAUUUAAAAAAAAAUCUGCGUAGCGUUGAUCGUCUCGCAGUGCGACCCGCCUUCGGAUGAUCUGAAGACUCGUCGUGGUAUUCCAGGGCGCUUCUAAUUAUUGCCCUCACCGCGCGCCUACUUCCAAGUGUGGCUCGGUUUAUUUGGCGCAGAAGCUGCAGCUUCAAACCGUCGACCUCGGAGAGACUUCCACGUCCACGCAAGUCGACGUCAGAGGUUUGACGAUUGAAAUCAGGAAUAGGUUUUCGAAUCAUCUCUUCCUCUGCUGUUUUUUUAUUUGUUUGUUUCGUCUCGUCUCGUUCUCGGAGCCGCUCUGUCGUUAUCAAGGAUGUUUCGGCUUCACUGUUCCUCAAAGCUGCAAUCACGGGCUUUUAUUUCAACCGGCUUCACUUCUGCGGUUCCGCCCACGCAGUCUGAAAACAGACUCACUUAAACACAGGGGCCAUCAAAACAACAAGAGGCAGAGUCGCUUUAAAGGGACAGUUCCAGUUUUUUUUACUUCAGUUUGUGGAGCGGCAAAGUACUGGAGUAGCUAACAAAUACUCUCACGCUGGUGGUCCGGCCGAUGAUGUGGUGUGAAGAUGGAGGCUCCUGAAUACCUGGACCUGGACGAGAUUGACUUCUCCGAUGAUUCAGUGUAUGCUGUGACUUCUCUGAAGAGCAUUCCCGAGCUGACCAGGAGGAGCGAUGGUCUGGUGGAGGAGAGACCAGUUCCUGCCAUCAACUGGAGCCGUAGCGUGUCCUCCCUCAGCGGGGGAGGUGGGAUCAAACCCACCGGACUCCCGGAGGUCCACAGCAAGUUCCGGCCGGUGAAGAGGGUCUCGCCUCUGAAACACCAACCGGAGACCACGGAGACCGACUCGGACGGCUCCAAAGUCCAAGGUCAGGGGCCGGGCGAACCGGGAGAGGGCAGCAAAGAUGACCCCAGCUCAGAGAAGCCCAGUCAAACGUCCGCGCCCUCGGAGGUGUCGGUCGGAAAGGUCAAAGGUCUGGGCGGCGUGGGGGGCGACACCGGUGGGAACAACCCCGAGGCCCUGUUCGUAGAGCUGGAACACUAUGACCUGGACAUGGACGAGAUCUUGGACGUGCCUUACAUCAAGUCCAGCCAGCAGAUGUCCACGCUGCCCCGUAUCUCUCACGACAAACGCUCUGUGACGGGGACCAACCUGGGCGGGGGGACCCUGGAGAGGAACCGUGGUGGUGGCGGGGGGCUGAAGAGCUCCAUGUUGUCCCACAAUGAACCUCUGAGCCUGGGCGGCAGUAGCAGCUCACAGACCCAGUACUGCGUUCUGUCUCCGGUGACCUGGUCGGACCUCAGGAAGUCCAAGUCCAUGGAUCCGGACCUCCACCACCUCCACCGCUCCCUGGCUCGAGGAGGUUACCAGCAGGAGCUGCUCUCCUCGGGACACCUCAGCUGCUCCUCCUCUUUCUCCUCCUUCUCCGACGCAGACAAGUUGCUGUCCGCACGAGUCUUCCCCGACUCCCAGACCCAGCGCCCCAGCCUGGAGCAACUGGGUCUGAUGCACUCCCUGCCGGGGUGCGGUGUGGCCCGGCAGGAUGGUUCUAAAUCUUGGACUGUUGGAUCGGGAGUAGUCCCGGGAGUGGGUGGUGGUCCGAGGGGGUUCCUCGGAGGAGGAGGAGAGAUGGACGAGGAGGCGAAGAAGAACCAGAACAUCAUGAACAUCAUCAGAGAAGGACAGAUCUCCCUGCUGCCUCACCUGGCGGCAGACAACCUGGAGCUGAUCAGAGACGACGACGGCAACAAUCUGCUCCACAUCGCCGCCUCCCACGGCCACGCCGACUGUCUGCAGCACCUCACCUCGCUGAUGGGGGAAGACGGUCUGACGGAACGCAGCAACCAGCAGCUGACCCCCGCAGGCCUCGGGGUCAAGAACGGUCAUCUGGAGUGUGUGAGGUGGAUGGUGAGUGAGACCGAGGCCAUCGCCGAGCUGAGCUGCACCAGAGAGCACCCCAGUUUGAUCCACUACGCCGCUCGCUAUGGACAGGAGAAGGUGUUGCUAUGGUUACUUCAGUUCAUGCAGGAACAAGCCAUCUCUCUGGACGAAGUUGACCAGAAGGGCAACACCGCCGUGCACGUUGCCGCUCAGUACGGACACCUCACCUGCAUACAGACACUGGUGGAGUACGGCUCCAACGUGACGGUCCAGAACCAGGCCGGGGAGCGGCCUUCCCAGAGUGCCGAGCGGCAGGGGCACACGACCUGUGCUCGCUACCUGGUGGUGGUGGAAACGUGCAUGUCGCUGGCGUCACAGGUGGUGAAACUCACCAAGCAGCUGAACGAUUGCAGACAGGCCACAGAGAGGCUGCUGCUGCAGAAACAGCUGCAGAGACUCAUGGAUCCCAUCAAGGCAGAGGGAACACCUUCACGUUCACCAAGUUCCCAUCAACCCUCAGUGGAGGCGUGGCCAGAGAUGAUGUUGACAGCAGAGGGCACUCUGGGUGACAACCACUGGUUGGUCCAUCAGGGCAGUGUAAGUCAGGGCUUCGUGUUCAGGCAGCUGCUGAGCAAGGAUGUGCCAGAUACGCUGGGUCCCAAGGAAAGGCUACCAGCAGGGGGCGGCGUGACCCGAGAGGGGCCCUGCAGCGCAGGGGCCACGGGGGGCCGCAGGGUGGGGCUGAUGGAAAGAAGGGAGCUGAAACUAGCGAGACUCAAACAGAUCAUGCAGCGCUCCCUGAGCGAGUCCGACACCGACGGUUAUCCGCCGGAAGACGGCCGAGCGAAUGCCAGUUGCCCCGAUCGACCUUCCCAUUUACCGAUCGCAGAGGAGGAGCCCGUGUCGAACCACCUUCACUUGAUGAUGAGGAAGCACCUCCCGCCCGCCGCCACACCUGAGAGGAAGCAGGCCUUCUCUCUCGCCGAGUCCAAGUCCAUGGACAGUAUGGGGUACAACCCCUCCCCGACCCCCAGCGACCCCGACACCGCAGACGGCAAAACGCCGGACGCCUCCGUCGACUCGCAGGACGGCGCCAACGGCCAGAAAGCGGCCACCAGCCCCAAGAGCGCACUGAAGUCUCCGUCGUCUCGCAGGAAGACCUCCCAGAACCUCAAACUGAGGGUCACGUUCGACGAGCAGGUCCACAAGAGCGCCGGUCAGGAGGCGGAGCCAAGCAAAGGAAAGGAGCGGACUCCGACGGGGAGCUCCGAGAGCAAGCGUUCGUUCGGAGCGUUCCGCUCCAUCAUGGAGACGCUGAGUGGAAACAGUAACAACAACAACAGCAGUGGGGGAGGAGGUCAGUCAGGCUCCACCAUCAAACUGACCAACAGUCAGAAUUCACCGGGAAAGAAGUUAGAGAUCAAGGGUGGAGGUGGAGGAGGAGGAGGAGGCGGAGCCAGGGGGAAAAGUAAAAGCAGUAACGUUUGACGACAUGAACCCAGCGAACUGUGAGAGAACGUCCGAAGAACCUCAGAAGAACAGGAGAACCUGUCAAUCAAACAGGUCACCUCGUGGACCACGUGGGCAGGAGAAAAAAAAGCAAAGACUUCCACAAACAAAAAAAGCUCCUCUGACUUUCAUGAUCUGAGGCUUUUUUGGAAUUAUUUUAUAUGUAUCUGCUGCCACCUAGCGGCAGAGUAGGAGGCAGCAGCUGAAUCAAGACGUUAUUUUGCACCGCCGUCUGACUCCUCCUCCUCGUCUGUCAAGGUGUUCAGGAAGUCCAGAAGAUUCAGCCACUGACGUAUUUCUCUGCGUUGACAUUGUGUGUGAAUUCCGCACAAACAGUUGUUGUUUUGUUUGUUUGUUCGUUUCGUUGCAAUUUUUUUUUUACUUAUUGGACCAAAAACUGUCCAUUUUCUUUAUCUCUGCUCUGCCCAGACUGAAAGCCCGACGCGUUUCUCUUUCGAUAUUUAUGUUUACGCACAUGUGAUCGUUAUGCUAUGAUUCCGAACGUUAUAAUCACGCACGUAGCGCACGUGCGUAGCCAGCACGACAAAUACUUUAAUACCACUGUUUGUACGCAGUACAGCUAGCUGUGGUAGUAUUUAAUUUUCUUAUGUUACACACUUUAAAAAUUUUUUUUUUAACACUUUUAUUGUCUAUGCAGUUUUUUUUUUUGUUUUUUUUUUUGGCGAAAAGUCGACAUUUACGUCCGAGAACGGGAGCUUUGACUAUGCACCUUGUACAACAGCAGCUGGUUGUACCGUGUAGACGAAGACACUACAACGGAGACACUAGUCAGUGUUUGAUAUGGAGUGAAGUUACAAUUAGUAUUUUUUUAAAUUUCAAUUAAUCGUGAUUAAUUGAAAUAAAUGAAGUCAAGUCUGACCUGAAACUGAAGCCUUGGAAAAAAAAAAAAGUUGGGAGUUGAGACGGUAUUUGAGUCUCUAGGCGCUUGUGUGAAACGAAAACAUUUUUCCCCACAGCGUGUCCAAAUAACGUUUGUAUUGACUGUGUUCUGGAGAAACAACAGUACCAAGUACAUUUUUUAAGGGUCAUUUUUGUUACAAAUGUACACGGACCAAUGACUGGAUGAACGUUGAGUGCAAUUGACGAGAUGGAGACGACAAAGUAAAUUUUGCCGAAUGUUGAAUCAGAUUCCUUUUUAAAUUUAAUCAGUGUCCACAAAGAUAUGCAGCUGCUUUUCAUCCCUGUAAUUUAAACUGUUGUAACAACUGUCUACAAACUGAAAUAAAAUGUUUUCCGGAA
Molecule: messenger RNA, 5216 nt
Organism: Cynoglossus semilaevis (tongue sole)
Lineage: Eukaryota; Metazoa; Chordata; Actinopteri; Pleuronectiformes; Cynoglossidae
Gene: sncaip
Product: synuclein, alpha interacting protein
Exons: 12
Coding region: 1134-3935 (933 amino acids)
Molecular function (GO): ubiquitin protein ligase binding
Source: RefSeq, a predicted model, not a curated record